Molecule: messenger RNA, 11300 nt
Organism: Taeniopygia guttata (zebra finch)
Lineage: Eukaryota; Metazoa; Chordata; Aves; Passeriformes; Estrildidae
Gene: CACNA1E
Product: calcium voltage-gated channel subunit alpha1 E
Biological process (GO): calcium ion import across plasma membrane; chemical synaptic transmission
Cellular component (GO): voltage-gated calcium channel complex; neuronal cell body; membrane
Molecular function (GO): calcium ion binding; high voltage-gated calcium channel activity
Source: RefSeq, a predicted model, not a curated record
CCUCCCUUUUUUCCCCUCCCUUCCCCACGGUUCUUUUCCUCCUUUUUCCAUAACAAACCAUGCCUCUGGAAUAACCCCCGGCCGGAUCCAUGCCUCUGUCCCCAGAGUGAUGAGCCAGAGCAGCAGCAGCCAUGCUGGGCUUCGGGACGUGCUCCGUGGGCGCCCCGGCGAGGGCGGCUGAGCUGGACGCCGCCUCGUCCCGCUGCAUCCUGGCCCUGCCCGAGGAGGAGACGUGGCGCCAACACCGCCUGGGCCUGAUGCAGAACACCCAUUCCUGCAACCUGCUGGAGCCCCAGAGCCUGGCCCAGGCCCUGGUGUCCCGCGCCGCCUCCUUCGACGCGCUCUACGAUGGCCGCUGCCGCGACGGCGAGGCGCAGGCCGGCGCCCUGCAGCUGGGGCUGGGCCAGCUGGUGCCCGUCAGCCCCGACCUGAUCAAGCGCCGCCGGGGAGGGCUCAUCGAGCAGAGGGACAUCAUCAAGGCACACGAAGCACACAAGAUGCAGAGCACGCCCCAGGCACGGAGGAAGGAGUGGGAGAUGGCUCGCUUUGGGGAGGCAGUGGCCGGCAGGCUGGGCUCCGGAGAUGGGGGCUCCGACCAGAACCGGAGCCGGCAAGGAGCUCCUGCCCCUGCGGGAGGCAGCCCGGGAGCCUUCAAGCAAACCAAAGCGCAGAGAGCCCGGACUAUGGCUCUGUACAACCCCAUCCCCGUCCGGCAGAACUGCUUCACCGUCAACAGAUCGCUCUUCCUCUUCGGGGAAGAGAACAUAGUCAGGAAAUACGCCAAGAAGCUCAUCGACUGGCCUCCCUUUGAGUACAUGAUCCUGGCGACCAUCAUUGCCAACUGCAUCGUGCUGGCCCUGGAGCAGCACCUCCCCGAGGAUGACAAGACGCCCAUGUCACGGAGAUUAGAGAAGACAGAGCCCUAUUUCAUUGGGAUUUUCUGCUUCGAGGCUGGGAUUAAGAUCGUAGCCCUGGGGUUCGUUUUCCACAAGGGCUCAUACCUGCGCAACGGCUGGAACGUCAUGGACUUCAUCGUGGUCCUCAGCGGCAUCCUCGCCACGGCCGGGACACACUUCAACACCCACGUGGACCUGCGGACGCUGCGCGCCGUGCGCGUGCUCAGGCCCCUGAAGCUCGUCUCGGGCAUUCCCAGCUUGCAGAUUGUCCUGAAAUCCAUCAUGAAGGCCAUGGUGCCUCUCCUGCAGAUCGGCCUGCUGCUCUUUUUUGCUAUCCUCAUGUUUGCCAUCAUCGGCCUGGAGUUCUACAGCGGGAAGCUGCACCGAGCCUGCUACACAAACAAUUCAGGUGAACUGGAGGAGCUGGACCCUCCCCAUCCCUGCGGGGUGCAGGGUUGCCCCCCGGGCUACGAGUGCCGGGAGUGGAUCGGUCCCAACGACGGGAUCACGCAGUUCGACAACAUCCUCUUUGCUGUGCUGACCGUCUUCCAGUGCAUCACCAUGGAAGGGUGGACCACAGUCCUGUACAACACCAAUGAUGCCUUAGGAGCCACCUGGAACUGGCUGUACUUCAUCCCCCUCAUCAUCAUUGGAUCCUUCUUCGUCCUCAACCUUGUCCUGGGAGUGCUGUCAGGGGAGUUUGCCAAAGAGAGAGAGCGCGUGGAGAACCGCCGAGCCUUCAUGAAGCUGCGGCGCCAGCAGCAGAUCGAGCGGGAGCUCAACGGCUACCGGGCGUGGAUAGACAAAGCGGAGGAAGUCAUGCUGGCCGAAGAGAACAAAAAUUCGGGGACCUCAGCCUUAGACGUGCUCAGGCGAGCCACCAUCAAGCGGAACCGCACGGAUGCCAUGUCGGGUGACGAGCACUGUGUGGACAUCGCCUCCGUGGGCGAGCGGAGGCUGGCGCAGAGGAGACGUCUUAAUCCAACCUUGGGUAACCCCUCGAGUCAAUCUGGCCUCAAAGGUGCCAGGGUGGACGGUGCCUCCUACUUGCGGCACAAGGAGCGGCUCCUGCGCAUCUCCGUCCGCCACAUGGUCAAAUCCCAGGUCUUCUACUGGAUCGUCCUGAGCCUGGUGGCUCUCAACACUGCCUGCGUGGCCAUCGUCCAUCACAACCAGCCAGCCUGGCUCACCCACUUCCUCUACUAUGCAGAGUUCCUGUUUCUUGGGCUCUUCCUUCUGGAGAUGUCCUUGAAGAUGUACGGGAUGGGGCCACGCCUUUACUUCCAUUCUUCCUUCAACUGCUUCGACUGUGGGGUCACAGUGGGAAGCAUCUUCGAAGUAGUUUGGGCUAUAUUCAGGCCAGGAACCUCUUUUGGGAUCAGUGUUCUACGAGCUCUUCGUCUACUGCGGAUAUUUAAAAUAACCAAGUACUGGGCAUCCCUGAGGAAUUUGGUAGUCUCGCUGAUGAGCUCCAUGAAAUCUAUCAUCAGUCUGCUCUUCCUCCUCUUCCUCUUCAUUGUAGUCUUUGCCCUGCUGGGAAUGCAGCUGUUUGGAGGCAGGUUUAACUUCAUGGAUGGGACUCCCUCGGCCAACUUUGACACCUUCCCUGCAGCCAUCAUGACGGUGUUUCAGAUCCUGACAGGCGAGGACUGGAACGAGGUGAUGUACAACGGCAUCCGCUCCCAGGGAGGUGUGCGCUCAGGGAUGUGGUCCUCCAUCUACUUCAUCGUCCUCACCUUGUUUGGGAACUAUACUCUGCUGAAUGUCUUCUUGGCCAUUGCCGUGGACAACCUGGCCAACGCUCAGGAGCUCACCAAGGACGAGCAGGAGGAAGAGGAGGCCUUUAACCAGAAGCAUGCCCUUCAGAAAGCCAAAGAAGUCAGCCCCAUGUCUGCCCCAAACAUGCCUGCUAUCGAGCGGGAGCGUCGCCGGCGGCACCACAUGUCGGUGUGGGAGCAGCGGACGAGCCAGCUGCGCCGGCACAUGCAGAUGUCCAGCCAGGAGGGCAUCAACAAGGACGAGCCGCCCCUCAUCAAUCCCCACGCCAGCAUCUUCCGCAGGAAGAGACCUGGGGAAGGUGUCACCCUGGAGAAAUGCGCUGAGGAGCAGGGCAAGGGUGAGCGCGAGGGACCCGAGCAGCCGGUCCCAGGGGCCAACCCCGGUGGUGGGGAGGACAGGACAUCGCCACGGGCCAAGCGAGACAUGUGGCAGCAGAAGUCUUGCCACGGGAACUGUGAGCCAGGAGAACAAGACGGGGCAGGAGGCAGCAUCGAGGACAGGGCGAGGAUGAGGCAGAGCCAGCGGCGCAGCCGGCACCGCAGAGCCCGCAUGGAGGGGAAGGACACGGCUGGCAUCUUGGGGAGCCGCUCGGCCAGCCAGGAGAUGGGGCUGGAGGAGGCCAGCACUGCCGAGGGGGCACAGGACGGGGACCGGCGUGGGGACAUGGCUGCAGCAGAGGCCCUGAUUCCGGGGGAGCCAGAGGCGAGCGGGGAGUCCAUCAGGACAAACGGGGUCCCUGCUGGCGAUGCCGAUCUGCUUGGGACUGCCAAGAAGGGGAGCCCCCCACACGCCGCACCCGAGCUCUCCCAGGGCAAGACGGGCACCCUGACGGAGCAGGACUGCAGCAGCCCGGACACGAGCGAGCAGGCGCUGCUGGAGCCCAGGCGCAGCGUGAGCCGCAGCGAGCCCGACCUCUCCUCCAUCACCCCCAACACCGAGAAGGCCACCGAGAGCACUGCCAUCAUGAUCGAUGUCCACGACUCCGCUGUGGUACAGAUUAGCAACAAGACAGACGGUGAAGCCAGCCCCUUAAAGGAGGCCGAGACCAAAGAGGAUGAGGAAGAAAUGGAGAAGAAGAAGCGGAAGAAGGAAAAGAGCGAGACGGGCAAAGCCAUGGUGCCGCACAGCUCCAUGUUCAUCUUCAGCACCACCAACCCGGUGAGGAGGGCCUGCCACUACAUCGUGAACCUGCGCUACUUCGAGAUGUGCAUCCUCCUGGUGAUCGCUGCCAGCAGCAUCGCCCUCGCCGCCGAGGAUCCCGUCCUCACCAACUCCGACCGCAACAAAGUGCUGAGGUAUUUCGACUAUGUCUUCACUGGUGUCUUCACCUUCGAGAUGGUGAUCAAGAUGAUUGAUCAGGGCUUGAUCCUGCAGGAUGGCUCCUACUUCCGAGACCUGUGGAACAUCCUGGAUUUCAUCGUGGUGGUGGGAGCGCUGGUGGCUUUUGCCUUGGCGAAUGCUUUGGGGACCAACAAAGGCCGGGAUAUCAAGACUAUCAAGUCUCUCCGUGUGCUGCGGGUCUUGAGGCCCCUGAAAACCAUCAAGAGACUGCCCAAGCUGAAGGCUGUUUUUGACUGUGUCGUGACAUCUCUCAAGAAUGUCUUCAACAUCCUCAUUGUCUACAAGCUCUUCAUGUUCAUCUUCGCCGUCAUCGCCGUGCAGCUCUUCAAGGGGAAGUUCUUCUACUGCACCGACAGCUCCAAGGACACACAGAAGGACUGCAUAGGGAACUACGUGGACCACGAGAAGAACAAGAUGGAGGUGAAAUGCCGGGAGUGGAAGCGGCACGAGUUUCACUAUGACAAUAUCAUCUGGGCUCUGCUCACCCUGUUCACUGUGUCCACUGGUGAAGGGUGGCCCCAGGUGCUGCAGCACUCGGUGGAUGUGACGGAGGAGGACCGCGGGCCCAGCCGCAGCAACCGCAUGGAGAUGUCCAUUUUUUAUGUCGUCUACUUCGUGGUCUUCCCUUUCUUCUUCGUCAACAUUUUCGUGGCUCUCAUCAUCAUCACGUUCCAAGAGCAAGGAGACAAAAUGAUGGAGGAGUGCAGCCUGGAGAAGAACGAGAGGGCCUGCAUUGACUUUGCCAUCAGCGCCAAGCCCCUGACGCGGUACAUGCCCCAGAACAGACACACCUUCCAGUACCGCGUGUGGCACUUCGUGGUGUCCCCGUCCUUCGAGUACACCAUCAUGGCCAUGAUUGCGCUCAACACCGUGGUGCUCAUGAUGAAGUACUAUUCUGCUCCAUACACCUAUGAGCUGGCCCUCAAGUACCUGAACAUUGCCUUCACCAUGGUGUUCUCUUUGGAGUGCGUCCUCAAGAUCAUCGCUUUCGGCUUCCUGAAUUAUUUCCGGGACACCUGGAACAUCUUUGACUUCAUCACGGUCAUUGGCAGCAUUACGGAGAUCAUCCUGACGGACACCAAGGUGAAGCAGGGCUGGGAGCAGUGGGCUGUGGGGUGGUGGUGGGAGCUCCCACCUCCCUCUGAUCCUCUCAUCUCCUCCCAGCUGGUGAACACCAGCAGCUUCAACAUGAGUUUCCUGAAGCUUUUCCGGGCUGCUCGGCUCAUCAAGCUGCUCCGCCAGGGUUACACCAUCCGCAUCCUGCUCUGGACCUUUGUGCAGUCCUUCAAGGCACUCCCCUACGUCUGCCUGCUGAUUGCCAUGCUUUUCUUCAUCUAUGCCAUCAUUGGGAUGCAGGUUUUUGGCAAUAUCAAACUAGAUGAGGAAAGCCACAUUAACCGGCACAACAACUUCCGCAGCUUCCUGGGCUCCCUCAUGCUCCUCUUCAGGAGUGCCACCGGAGAGGCGUGGCAGGAGAUCAUGCUGUCCUGCCUGGAGGGCAAAGGCUGCGAGCCGGACACGACGGCCACGUCCGGGCAGAACGAGAACGAGCGCUGCGGCACUGACCUGGCCUAUGUUUACUUUGUGUCCUUCAUCUUCUUCUGCUCCUUCCUGAUGCUCAACCUGUUUGUGGCCGUCAUCAUGGACAACUUUGAAUACCUGACACGGGAUUCCUCCAUCCUGGGCCCUCACCAUCUGGAUGAGUUUGUCCGGAUCUGGGCAGAGUAUGACCGAGCAGCGUGCGGCAGGAUCUCGUAUAAGGAUAUGUACAAAUUAGUACGGGUGAUCUCGCCUCCUCUGGGCCUAGGAGAGAACUGCCCCUACAGGGUGGCGUGCAAGAGACUGGUGCUGAUGAACAUGCCCGUGGCCGAGGACAUGACAGUCCACUUCACCUCCACCCUCAUGGCCCUGAUCCGCACGGCCUUGGACAUCAAAAUUGCCAAAGGUGGUGCAGAUUGGCAGCAGUUGGACUCCGAGCUUCAAAAGGAGAUCCUGACCAUUUGGCCUCACCUGUCCCAGAAGAUGCUUGACCUGUUGGUACCCAUGCCAAAAACCUCUGACCUGACUGUUGGGAAAAUAUAUGCAGCCAUGAUGAUCAUGGAUUACUACAAGCAGAGCAAGGCGAAGAAGCAGCGGCAGCAGCUGGAGGAGCAGAAAAAUGCCCCAAUGUUCCAGCGCAUGGAGCCGUCCUCUCUGCCCCAGGAAAUCAUCUCCAACGCCAAGGCUCUGCCAUACCUCCAGCAGGACACCCUCUCGGGCCUGAGCAGCCGAGGUGGGUUCUCCUCGCUAAGCCCGCUCUCGCCACAGGAGAUCUUCCAGCUGGCGUGCAUGGAUCCGGCCCAGGAGCAGUUCCAGGAGCACCAGUCUCUGGAGCCAGAGGUUAGGGAGUUUCAAAGAGUGCAGCCCUCUAACCGUGGCAGCUACCUUCCCGUGGACACUCAGGACCACGCUGUCUCUGGGAGGGCCUCCUCCAUGCCUCGUCUCACUGUGGAUCCCCAGGUGGUGACAGACACCAGCUCCAUGCGGAGAUCGUUCUCCACCAUCCGGGACAAGCGGCCCAACAGCUCCUGGCUGGACGAGUUCUCCAUGGAGCGCAGCAGCGACAACACCUACAAGUCCCGCCGGCGCAGCUACCACUCCUCGCUCCAGCUGUCCGCCCGGCGCCUCAACGCUGACUCGGGCCACCGGUCCGAGGGGCACCGCUCGGGCAGGGAGCGAGGCCGGUCCAAAGAGCGCAAGCACCUGCUGUCCCCUGACAUCUCCCGCUGCAACUCCGAGGAGAGGAGUCCCCAGGCACAGGAGGAGUCGCCAGAGCGUCGGCGCGAGUCCCGGUCACCCAGCGAGGGCAGGUCACAGACACCCAGCAGGCAGGGCAUGGGCUCCCUGAGCGAAAGCUCCAUCCCCUCCAUCUCGGACACCAGCACGCCCCGGCGAGGCCGCCGCCAGCUGCCGCCGGUGCCCCCCAAGCCGCGUCCCCUCCUGUCCUACGCCUCCAUGCUGCGACACGCCGGGGACACCUCUCCUCCCGCUGACGAGAGCGAGGGUGGCUCGCCACUUCUCUCCUCCAGCCUGGAUCCCAGCACGGCCGGCCCGGCCGAGUCUUCCAGCUCCCCGGUGGCGGGGAAGCAGAGCCGGCAGUCCACGCCGCAGCGCUACAUCUCGGAGCCCUACCUGGCGCUGCACGACGACUCGCACGCCUCAGACUGCGGUGAGGAGGAGACGCUCACCUUCGAGGCGGCCGUGGCCACCAGCCUGGGCCGCUCCAACACCAUCGGCUCAGCGCCACCGCUGCGGCACAGCUGGCAGAUGCCCAACGGGCACUACCGGCGGCGGCGGCGAGGCGCGGCGCAAGGUGUGAUGUGCGGGGCCAGCAUCGACGUGCUCAGCGACACCGAGGAAGAUGACAAGUGCUAGAAGUUGCCCCCCCCGCCUCUCAAACCCACCACCCGACCCCACCUCGGCUGCCCCAUCCCGCCCUGCCCUUCUCCAAUGCAUGCUCUUCGCCACGCCUGGGAAUGAAACUAAAAACCAAAACCAAAUGCAGGGGGAAAGAGAAACAAAACAAAACAAUAACAACCCCAAACAAACAAACAAACAAAGGAAAAAACCAACCCACCCCAAACCGACCGGAACGGAGGGGGAAGAAAAAGGAGAGGGAAAGAAAAAAAAAAAAAACAACCAACCAACGACAAAGAAAAGACACGUUGAAAAAACCAAGAAGUCUUUGUGCAAAAAAAAAAAAAUUAAAAUCUGUCGACUUUCAUUUAUUACUAUCACUUUUUUUUUCUGCACAGAGAAGCAUUUGAUGGGUGGCAGAGCAGCCCGGCCGGGUUGGUGUGCUGGGGGACAAGGGAGAGCCCCCCCAGCCACAGCCCUGCUCCCUGUCCCAGGAGGGAUCCCCGGGAAAGCUCAUCCCGAGGGCUUUUUGCUCCCUAUGGUUGGAGAGUCCCAGCAAAGGUACACAAGGGACCCCCUUUGCUUUGUCGCUUGGGCUUGUGCUGCUGUGGCUUUGAACUUCCCUCCCUGGGGGUCUCAUCCUGCCUGGAAAAGGGGCAAGAUGUGAUGUGGGGUGCAGGGGAUGAGGGGUUGGGGUGCACCCAGACAGACCAGAGCAGCUCUGGCUGCCAGAGGGGGCAAAACUGGUUUGUACUGGGGGUGGGGGGCUCAGUGCUGCCAAAUGUACCCUGCGUCCCGCCGACAUAUAUUUAUUUCUAUACGGAGAACUCUAGGUGUGCCUGUGUGUGUAUAUACGGGGUGUGUGUGUGUAUAUAUAUUUAUAUGCUGUAUAUAUAAAGAUAUACACAUACAUAGAUAUGUUUUAAUCACCUGACAAUGCUGUGGAGCUCCUUGGGGCUCCUGCUUGCCUGCACCCUGCUUUGGUGGGGGCAGGACCGAGCCUCCCCGGGGGGCUGCUGUACAGAGCACUGGGAAUGUCACCUUGCUCCCUCUGCCAGGUGUUUCCAGCGGUGGGAAUUGCAUUUUCUCUGAGAGAUGGCUGUGGAGAGGGCUCCUUGGGCAGCUCGGUGCCUGCAGGAGUGGGAUGCCCAAGGGAUGAGCACAGAGCUGUCCCCAGGAACACGGCUUGCUUGGCAUCAGCAGUGCCAAGGGGGUGAUUCCAAAUCUCUCUCUUAGAGGCCUCUUUGCUUGUUUUCCCAGGAAAAGGAGAUAUCUGUGUCUGCAGGGCAGUGAAGAUGUUGUGAAUGCAUGAUGUACCUUAAGAUCUGUCCUUUGGGCAGAGGCAUCUGGCUUUGGCACCGGCCCUGCCUCAGUUUCCCCUGCAGCCAUGGCCUGUGCCCUCUCCAGGGGCCUGGCACCCCUUUGGAGAAGGGCUGCCAUGGGGGGCUGGCUGUGCAAACCCCAUGGCCCCGGUGUGGGAGCAGGUGGGUGUCCAAGAGCUGGGGAAAGAGCUUUGUCCUGAGCAGGGUGGCUCAGCCCUCCUGCAAACACUGAAAAUGCAGUACAGGGCCACCUUCCAGUGCCAGUCAUUAAUUAAUCUGCUAAUUAUGUGCUGUCAGCUCUCAACGAUCUGUGCUGUGGGUGCAGUGCUGUGCCUGCCAGCCCAGGGAGGUGCUGCUGGUGGCCCGUGCUGAUGGGUGGCUCACCCUGGUGACUAGUGCUGUGUUUCUGCUAUGAGCUGUGUCUGUCGUCAGCCUGAGCGUGGUCCUGGGGAGCUGGAGGGUGCUCCAGCCUCCUGUGCCUUUGGAGCCUCAGGGAAGGGCUUGUUCUGUGGGCUGGGGGAUGCUCGGUGCUUUUGGAACGGCCGUGGUGGUCGUGAGUGGAGAUGGGACGUGGGGGUGGACAGGUAAGGGCAGCACAGCCCUCAACCUGCCCUUCCUCCUGCCCACGGCUUUGCUUUGCUGCAGGUUGUUGUGGUCUGGGUCUUUGGGGCUGUUGUCCAGCUGAGCAGCAGCCCUGGCCAGGCUUUGCUUUGGUCCUGGAUAGCUCAUGGCUUCUCCUGACGGAAAGCUGCACAAACUGCCCUGCUCCUGCAUGUGCAGAUCAUGCCCUGAUCGCUUUGUGAGCUCCCCCCAGGGAGCUCUGCUUUGUGAGAAGCAAAUCCCAGUGGCUGUGAAGAGGCUUUCCUGCUCCAGGGUUCGUGCAUGGACCAAACCCCCUCCUUGUCAUGGCCAAAGUGCGCUCCGUGCACCCUCACAGGCCCCAAAGCUCCUCCUGCCUCCCGCGGUCCCUGAUGGCGGGGGGCACCUCUGCCCUCCCUGCUGCUUCCCAAACAGACACUUCCACCUGCCCAGGCAUCCAAAAAUUCCACAGGCAGGCCUCUCCCAUGCCUUUGGCUCAGACCCUGCAUAUCCCCUCUCUGGGCUCUCGGGCACAAACCACGUCCCACGCAGCCGCAGGGAAGGUCGCUGGUGGUGGCGUGGUGGCUGGGGACACGGACAUCAACUGUUCCCUUCCAGCCAUCCGUGAGCAGUUCGUGGCUUCACCCUGAAGCUUCCGGAGCCUUGCUCCGGGUGGCGGAAUUUGGGAGAAGCCGGGUCUGGCAGGCAGCGUGGGACCGCGUGGGACUGCGUGGGAGCGGGGCCAGGGACACGGUGCCGCUGGGGGCCGGGGAAGGCGAUGCCAUAGCUGCUCUAAAUAUAGGUGUCGGUAUCGUCUCCUUCUAAAUGUGGAAAGGUGUCUGACAAUGCGCCGGGCUCUGAGUAAGAGCCCGCGGAGGGAGGGAGGAGGCGGCUUUUUGUGUCUGUGCCUGGCGGGUGGGAGGGAGGCAGCGAUGCUCUCCAAGCGGGGGCACGUUUCAUGCGGAUUUCGAGCUUUUUGGGCGCUCUUCUUUCCUCAGCCCCGGCAUGGGGCCGGCCAGCGGUGUUGGUGAUGCUCCGCAGCGGUGGCACAGGAUGGGCACAGCCCCCAGGGCGCAGUGUCCAAACCUGAGCUUCUUCUUGGCAUGUCAGCCCUGUGUUUAACCAACCUACAGAAACUGUGUGGGACAAAACACAGCCCCUUUUUACCCAGAAAGGGUCCGAAAACGCUCUGCUUCUGCCUCUCCUGCAGCAGCCACAGCGCUACUCCCGCGGCGGGGGGACAGGCAGGGACCUGCGGGGACACGGUGGCACCUCCACAGCGCGUCUCUGAAACCAAAAACAACCCCCAGGAGAACCACGGGCAGGACUGUGCCGAGGUGGGGAGGCAAACCAGCCCCAAGGCACCGCUGCAGCCUGUGCCUUGCUUUUCAAGGCGCUGGACUCGGCUUUGCUGCUGUACGAUCUCUCCUCUGUGGAGUUUUGGACAUUUCCACAGCAUCUCGGACACCAGGACCGUGCCACUCGGUGGCUGCUGGCCAUGCUGGGCCACGGGAGGCAGGAUGGGGAGGGGGAGAUGUAUUUCAACCUCUGCCUGCAUAGGCCAUGCCCUGGGCGGGCAGGAGUUCACUGGAGGCAUGCAACUGGUUCCCAGUUGGGCGCCGGGACUGGGUUCGAAGCCCUGCAGAUCUCCUGGGGGGGCUGUGGUGGCUGUGCGAGGAGGUGUGGCAGCCCUGGCACAUGGAGCCCCGCUGUCCCCUCCAGGCUGGCUGUCCCAGCACCAUCCUCCUGCCCCUUCAGGAGGCCUUGGAUGGCAGAGCCCCCCAAGCGUGGGGCUGGUGUCUCCUGGGGCCGUGGGAGGGUGGGUGGGAGAUGCUCUGCCUUCAUCCCCCAGGCUCUGGGGUGGGAUGUUGUAACAUAACCUGCUCGUUUGGACCCAAACGGGGAACCGAGCUGACCACCAACAAUGUACAACUCCUCAAUGUUUUUUGUCAAAGGGAAAGAAAAAUAAAACAUUGUUGUAAAGAAA